AUGAUGAGUAAAGCACUCACCUGGUCCCGAACACGUACCAGAUCCACAGACCAAUACUUUUCCGGCUUUGUUGAAGAGCUUGAGUACUCAUUUGAACAGGAGGUGAAUGCAAAUAUGAAGAUUGCGGGCGACUGGAAUGAAUUCGAUUGUUACGCAAUCGGCAGACGUCUUAUAAUGGGGCUAGUUGCGAAGUUACUGGUUGGUGAUGAAUGUCGGAAUUCAGAGAAGAUCGAUCUUUUCUGUGACUACACAGCCGAAAUGAUGAUCGGAGGACCAUAUAUAAGGGGGUUUCCGGAUUUUUUGAAACCGGUUGUCGCACGCUCAUCCCAAGUUGUGAAACUUUCGAAUAGAAUGCAGAAGCUUUUCCUGGACGUGAUCAACAGAAGGAAAUCAAAGUCAGAAGAAAUGGAAAAGGAAGGAAGACAGCCCGAGGACUUGACAGAUUGGUUCUGGCGAUGGUCACAACAAAAUACGAGCAACGGUCUAACGGAAUUGGACAUUGCCCAGCUGCUCGCUGCAAAUACCUUUGGAGCCAGUUUCAACACAACGGUGGUCCUUGUACAAUGUCUCUGCGAGCUUGCCACCAGGCCGGAAUAUGUCACUUUAAUCCGAGAAGAGGUCACAUCAACUCUUGAAGCCAACAAUAACAUUUGGACUAAGGAGGGAAUUGACUCAAUGAGGAAAUUGGACAGUUUCAUCAAGGAAUCCCAUCGUUAUAAUUGCUUUGAUCUUGCCGGAACACCCCGUGUCGUUAAGAAGGAUUUCCAAUUCAAAAAUGGUCUUCGAAUUCCAAAAGGGACAGUUCUCUUGACCCCAAAUGCCGCUAUGUUAUUUGAUGAUGAAUUUGUGCAGAAUCCCCUUGAGUUUGAUGGUCUUCGAUUCUGUGACCUUGCAAAUACUUCUGAAACACCUGAGAUCUUCAGAUACACCUCUACGAAUCCUCAUUAUCUUCAGUUUGGAGACGGAAAACAUGUCUGCCCAGGCCGCUUUUUUGCAGCAGAUGAACUUCGUCUCAUUCUAGCAUAUCUGUUGCUCCAUUUCGAAAUCAAAAUUCAGGGGGGUUUACCUAAAGAUUUCAAGAUCAAGAGACACAACCUGCCACACUUGGGGGUGAAUAUCCUCUUGAAGAAGAUUGAAGAGGAAAGGACUGAUUAG
This is a messenger RNA of Penicillium pulvis, 1155 nucleotides long. RefSeq names its product cytochrome P450. The record is from RefSeq and is a predicted model, not a curated record. NCBI's taxonomy places the organism in Eukaryota, Fungi, Ascomycota, Eurotiomycetes, Eurotiales, Aspergillaceae. Gene Ontology annotation, molecular function: oxidoreductase activity, acting on paired donors, with incorporation or reduction of molecular oxygen; heme binding; iron ion binding. Bases 1 to 1155 code for a protein of 384 amino acids. The transcript has 4 exons.